AUGCACCCACGCACGCAAAGCUACAGCUCCCUCCCCUCGCUGCCCUCCACGCUGACCUCCGCGCUAUCGUGGACGUUCAAGGCUUUGACCUCGCCGUCGACCUCGCCACCCCUCUCCGCACCCCUUCCCGCCCCCGGCGCCGGCCUCGCAGCACACACCCGCCCCUCCCCCUCGCCGCCAUCACUAUACACGCCCCCGGCGCUCCCGCCGCUCCCCGCGCUGCGCCUGCCGAGGGACCGCCUGCUAAAGCAGGCGCUCGCUGAGGAGAUACGGCUCCUCCUGCCGCCGAGACUGCAGCUGCAUGAGCACUGGCACUGUGUUUACGCGCUGGAUAUCCAUGGUGUUUCGUUGGGGACUCUUUAUUCUCGGUGUUCUGGUGGUGGAGGGGGGAGUGGCAGUGUAGGCUUCGUGCUCGUUGUUCGGGACUCGCUGGGCGGGAUCUUCGGCGCUUUCGUCAACGAGCCGCUGCGGCCACGCCACGGCUACUACGGCACGGGCGAGUGUUUUUUGUGGAAAUCCCGCCUUCUCCCAUCCCUCCCUUCUUCCUCACACCCCUCCUCCCCCAACACCGAGACCCACCUGAGUUUCCAAGCCUUCCCCUACUCAGGCGUGAACGACUACAUGAUCCUGUGCGACUGGAGCUAUGUGAGCAUUGGCGGGGGCGACGGGAAGUACGGGCUGUGGCUGGAUAGUACCCUCGAGAAGGGCGUCAGCGCGUGUUGUCCCACAUUCGGGAAUGAGCCGCUCAGUGAAGAUGUGGGUGGUAAGUUUGAGGUGCUCGAUGUCGAGGUUUGGAGGGUGGGGGGUCAUUGA
Tricharina praecox is the source of this 813-nucleotide messenger RNA. Its product is annotated as TLD-domain-containing protein. Bases 1 to 813 code for a protein of 270 amino acids. NCBI's taxonomy places the organism in Eukaryota, Fungi, Ascomycota, Pezizomycetes, Pezizales, Pyronemataceae. Gene Ontology annotation, biological process: response to oxidative stress. Gene Ontology annotation, cellular component: nucleus. The record is from RefSeq and is a predicted model, not a curated record. The transcript has 3 exons.